This is a messenger RNA of Rhineura floridana, 2287 nucleotides long. It is a transcript of the gene NDEL1, whose product is annotated as nudE neurodevelopment protein 1 like 1. The record is from RefSeq and is a predicted model, not a curated record. The transcript has 10 exons. Gene Ontology annotation, biological process: vesicle transport along microtubule; mitotic centrosome separation; microtubule nucleation. Gene Ontology annotation, cellular component: centrosome; kinetochore; kinesin complex. The coding region runs from base 14 to 1105 and encodes 363 amino acids. Lineage: Eukaryota; Metazoa; Chordata; Lepidosauria; Squamata; Rhineuridae. Gene Ontology annotation, molecular function: microtubule binding.
UAGCAGGGGACUCAUGGCCGACAGCGACUGGCUGAAGCGGUGUCAUUCAGCGAGCGGCGAGGCGGGGCAGGGCUCCCUUCUUCCCCCCCGCCCCCAAGCGAAGAGGGUGACCUCAAUCAUGGACUGUGAAGAAAUCCCUGAGUUUUCAUGUCCAGAGGAGGAAACUGCAUACUGGAAGGAGCUAUCUUUAAAAUAUAAACAAAGUUUCCAGGAGGCCCGUGAAGAGCUGGCAGAAUUUCAGGAGGGCAGCAGAGAACUGGAAGCAGAGUUGGAGGCCCAGCUAGUACAGGCUGAACAGAGGAACCGGGACUUGCAAGCAGACAACCAAAGAUUGAAGCAGGAAGUGGAAACUUUAAAGGAGAAGCUUGAGCACCAAUAUGCACAGAGCUACAAGCAAGUGUCUUUGUUGGAGGAUGACUUGAAUCAGACCAGGGCAAUUAAAGACCAGCUGCAUAAAUAUGUGAGAGAGCUAGAGCAAGCCAAUGAUGACCUUGAGCGUGCUAAGAGGGCUACAAUUGUUUCCUUGGAAGACUUUGAACAAAGGCUGAAUCAGGCCAUUGAGAGAAAUGCCUUUUUGGAAAGUGAACUUGAUGACAAGGAAUCUCUGCUAGUUUCUGUACAAAGGCUGAAGGACGAAGCAAGAGAUUUAAGACAAGAACUAGCAGUACGGGAAAGGCAACAGGAAGUGACCAGAAAGUCAGCUCCUAGUUCCCCGACGUUGGACUGUGAAAAGAUUGAUUCAGCUGUCCAAGCUUCACUCUCGCUGCCAGCAACACCUGUUGGGAAAAGCUGUGAGAACAGUUUUCCCUCACCAAAAGCUCUUCCCAAUGGUUUUGGUACCAGUCCCCUUACUCCGUCUGCUAGGAUAUAUGCGCUCAACAUUGUAGGUGAUCUUCUAAGGAAAGUUGGGGCCUUGGAAUCAAAAUUAGCUGCUUGUAGAAACUUUGCGAAGGACCAGGCAUCGAGGAAAUCACACAUUUCAGGGAACAUAAACAGCAGCAUGAUCAACGGCAACGGCAUGAAGUUCUGUCAUUCGGGACACACAACAUUCUACGACAAAAUGUCAGAUUCCCUGCAUAUUUCAUGGGGCAGUCAAUGGCUUUGACCAAAGCCCACCACCUGGUCUAGGAGGGUCCAGACCAUCGUCAGCACCAGGCAUGCUCCCUCUGAGUGUAUGAAUGGGUUGCAAGGCCAUGAUGGGACUUGAAAUUAGUUCUUGAAGGAAGAGGAAGAGCUGCUUGCGAUACGUUUCUGUUAGUGCCCCCUGCUAGAGCUGAGUGGGUGCUGUAGCAGUCAGAAGCUACUCGGAAAAUAUCCCAGCACACACAGAGCACUCCUUAUGUCAAUACAGUCUACUUUCUUCUAUUUCCAUCAUGGACGUUCUUUAACGUGGUCACCGCUGAUGUCUGUUUCACAGGAUGCUGGAGCUGCACUUGCCUAAAUUACCUUCCUUCUCCCCCGACCCUCCUUUUGUACCUUUACUAAGUUGGGCCUACUUUGAUGGUGGAUGGCGCCUUACCAACUUCACCAUUUCUUCACACUGCCUCCCCUUCUGCAAAUCUUGCACAUAGGCACACAAGACCUGCGCUGUGGUUCUCCCCCCCCCCUUUCUGUAUGAGACAACUCAUGUUCAAGGGAAGUCGGGGAAGGUCUUUGGCCAGUUGAUACACCUGGGAUGCAGGAUGAACCUUCCAUACACCUACUGAAACUUUGAUGUAUCCAAGGGGCUUGAUUCCUGAUGGAGCACCCCUGCUAAAGAUCUAUACUUGGUAUCUCCUCUGUGGAGCACAAGAAAUGUAUGUGUUGUGCAAUUAAGUCUCUGUUCACCAAAGCUGGUAAUUUUUUUAAAAAAUAGAGCAACACCCUGUUUAAUAUUUUUUUCUAGUCAGCUUCAUCCUAUGGAGCUGGCGUUUGCCUAUUUUAUUUCAAUAAACUUGUGGCUUGAGUUCUGCGUACUUACUGAGAAUUGCCUAAGAGCAAGGGAAAGAGGAGGGAAUAAGGCUAGGGCAGACUAGGGGCAAAUUGCCACUCACAGCUUGGAUUUUAUCAGCCCUUUUCUUGUGUGUCCUUUGCUGCAUUUACUGUUUACAUUUGUUUUCCUGUACAUAGGUUUGUAAACAUAAUAUCUUUGCCUAAGAUAUUUGUACAUAACUUGGGCUUUGUAGCUUUAUUUAUUCAGAAUCUCUGAGGCAUGUUUUCCCUUGGACAGUAUAUCAGAUUUCUGUGGUGACUGCCAUCCUGUGGUUUAACGAGAGAUGGUCCAAAAAUAAAAAACUUUUAAUGUGGA